Aspergillus lentulus is the source of this 1464-nucleotide messenger RNA. Its product is annotated as MFS transporter. Gene Ontology annotation, molecular function: transmembrane transporter activity. Gene Ontology annotation, biological process: transmembrane transport. Lineage: Eukaryota; Fungi; Ascomycota; Eurotiomycetes; Eurotiales; Aspergillaceae. The record is from RefSeq and is a predicted model, not a curated record. Gene Ontology annotation, cellular component: membrane.
AUGGUGGAAAAAGUGCUUCAAUACGACGACGGUUCGUCCACGGAUGACUCGACACCGGUCGUCGACUCACUCUCCGAGGAUGAGCGCGAGAUCGAGCCCAGACUACGUCGCAAGCUGGAUAUACGGAUCAUGCCUGUUAUUGUCUUGAUAUAUCUUCUCAACUUCAUUGACCGGUCAAACUAUACCGCUGCCCGUCUUCAGGGUUUAGAGCGUGAUCUCCAUCUCUCUGGCUCAGAAUACCAGGUCGGGCUCUCGGUGUUCUUCGUGGGAUAUGUCCUUGGGCCGAUCCCCUCGAACCUUCUUCUGAAUUAUCUCGGCCGUCCCUCGGCUUAUAUCGGCCUCUUUGGUGUCGCCUGGGGACUGGUGACGCUCUUGACCUCGCAGGUGAAGGGCUAUGGAUCCCUUGCUGCUUGCAGAUUUAUCCUGGGUGUAGUUGAGGCGCCCUUGUUUCCGGGUAUCAUGUUCUAUCUCUCGAAAUGGUACACGCAGAGAGAACUGGGCGUGCGGAUGACCAUAUUCUUUUCGGCCUCGCAUAUUGCCAAUGCUUUUGGGAGCCUGAUCGCCGCCGGCAUACUGAACGGCCUCGACGGUAACCGGGGAUUAUCUGCAUGGCGAUGGCUGUAUAUCAUCGAGGGAGCCAUCUCCGUCUUCCUCGGCUUCAUAGCUUGGUACCUGCUGCCAGACUUCCCAGAGAACUGGCGUGCCUUAUCCCCCGAGAUGAAACACGUCGCCAUCCGACGAAUGGCCCUCCAAGCCGCCGAAUCCGACCUAGACGAAGGCAAUGCCUCCUCGCAACUCACCGGCCUCAAACUCGCCUUCGCAGACCCCAAACUCUACCUCUUCGCAGGCAUCUAUAUCUGCAUGGUCGGCUCCUUCGGCUUCACCAACUUCUUCCCAACCCUCACCUCCUCCCUCGGCUACAACCACACCAUCUCGCUCCUCCUCGCCGCCCCGCCCUUCAUGUUCAUGACCCUCUACAGCUACUUCCACAGCCUCCUCAGCGACCGCCUCCAAUCCCGCUUCUGGUUCUUCGUCUACCCCAUCCCCAUCGCCAUCGCCGGCCUCCUCCUCUUCAUGACCACCGACUCGCUAGCAGCAAAAUACUUCGCCACAUUCCUAAUGAUGUUCUGCGUCUGCAUGAACGGGACUACACUCAGCUGGGCCGCGAGCUCCAUGCCCCGCCCCCCUGCGAAACGCGCCGUCGCCUAUGCUUUCAUGAACGGCGUGGGCAAUACAACGGGGAUCUGGACGCCGUUUACCUAUCGGGACAAGGACUGGCCGCAUUAUCAGCUUGCGUUGGGGAUUUGUAUUGGGUUGCAGGCCGGGGCGGCGGUGUUGGGGACUUGGUUGAGGUUUGUGCUGGUGAGGGAGAAUAAGAGGCUAGAGAGGGAGGAGAGGGAGGCGGUGCAGGGCUUGCAGGGUGGGAUUGCGAGUGGGAUUACGGGGUUUCGGUAUAUUCUGUGA